AUGUAUUGUAUGUAUAACUAUUUCUCAUUCUUCACAGAUAUUGAAAACAACCUCACAAGAAUCGCAAAGCUUAUUAAAAACGAAGAGCAAAGUAAAAAAGAUGGGAACUCAAGGAAAGAGAAAGAGCUGGUGGGGCUAAUUGAGGACUUCUAUAAUCAGUACCAAUCACUGUAUGCACUGUGUGGUCGUCUUACAGGAGAAUAUGUGAAAGCAUCUCCUGGCAGAUUAGAGAGGGUGUCUUCAGUGUCUUCCUCUAGCUCAGAGUCGGAGUACUUUUCCUCAGAGGAAGUAGAUGGCUACACAGAUUUCAACGAUUCAAACCAAAGACUUUUCUUGAGAGAAAGGGAACGUUCUACUCUUACCAACAAUACUCGUGAAGUAGUUCUAAAGACUCAAGCAUCAAAUGAGGCAAAGGAGUUGGAGAAGUUAAUUAUUCAAACGAAAGAGUUGGGGAGCUUGAACCGGCAGAAAAGGAAUCUAGAACUUCAAGUUGAAAGGCAAGUACGUGAAAUUAAACAACUAGGUGCAAAGAACAGUGAGUUGCAAGCCCGAGUGUUGGAGCUUGAAUUGUUGUUGAAAGAGAGCAAAGGAACGGUAUCUGCCUUACAGGCAAAACUCAAAAGCAACGAGGAUCAAGCAACGUCCAAGAUUGCUGAAUUGAUGGCACGAAUAAACAAGCUCGAGCAAGAGGCAAAAUCACUGCGGACCCAGAAAGGCAAAAUGGAAGAAAAGACAAGGCGCAAUAGAAAUGAGACCUUAUGCGAAAAGAAAGACUUCACGGACCAGCUUUCUGUCGUACAACAAAAUUUAGAUUCUGCCAACAAGAAGAACAAAGCACUAGAAACUCAGUUGGAAAGAGAAAGAGAAAAAGUUUCCCAAUACAUGGUUCGGAUAGAAAAUCUGGAGGAGAACUUAGCUAAGACGACAUCAAGUGAAAAGAGUCUGCUAGUAGAGAGAGAGCGUUUUCUUGCAAGGAUAAAGGGCCUGGAACUGGAAGUGGAGUCUCGAUGCAGCCAACAAAACGAUUUGGAGGAACAUUUAAGAAAUACAAGGUCUGUGAUUAACCGGGCGGCAGACGAAGGAAAGGCCCUGCAGGAUAAGAACAAAGAACUAGAAAGAGCAAUGGUACAGAGAGGGGAAGAGAUAUCUGCACUUUUGAGGGAACACGAUAACUGUAAAAAUGGAGCUUCGAUACAAGCCACAGCUUUAACAGCUGAAGUUGAUAAUCUGAGACUGGAGUUCGACGCUUUGCAGGAUCAGAAAAGCAAGUUGGAGUUACACAAUGAACGAAUCCAAAAGGAAUAUUCAGAAAAUCUAGCCAAGAUGGAAAGUCUGAAUGCCAAGUUGGAAAGCCGGGUGGCAGAUCAUGAGGAAACGAUAAAGAAGCUAACGAAAACCAUUGAACAAAUAAGUGCAGAGAACAAACAAGUCAAAAUUUGGUCGAACAGGUUGAAGGGGCAUAAGCAGUUAACAGAGAAGAAAAUGGAAGAAUUGGCAGACGAAUUCCGGAGGAAAAUGGAAGGCAAUAUCCGCCUCUUGCACCAGAGGAUCCAUGUGGCAGAACAGCUGAAUAAUGAAAACAAAGAUAGUUACAAAAUGACAAAGCAAAGGUUCGAGCAAGAGAACAAAAUGCUUGGAGAGAAACUUGCUAGUUAUGAAGAUGAACUAAGGACGCUGAAAGUGAAGGGGACUCCUUCACAAAUAGAGGCUGAUAUAAAUGGGUUAGAAUUGGCUGCUCAAAAUGGACUAAGUUUGGCUGCAGGGAAGGUUGAGGAGCAGAGAGAGUAUGUAUUAGGCCUUGUCUCUAAAAUGUUGGGAGAAGUUCAGUUUGCAAAGGUUUGGAUAAGGGAAAGAAAUGGGGAGAUGAAACAGCUAAAAGACAAGGUGGAUAGCCUUACAUUGUUACUGGGUGACAAGGAAGAGCAGGAAUUGAUGUUGAGAGAGAAGGUGUGGAAGUUGGAAGCCAACGUGAGCAAGGAAGGAGGGGAGAAACUGAACCUGAUAAAAGCUGUGAGCCAGCUUGAAAGGAAAGUGGGAAAAUUGGAAAAGACCCUUAAAGAGAGGGAUGAGGAGUUGGUUGGCCUUGGGGAGAAGAAGCGAGAAGCAAUAAGGCAACUUUGUUUUCUGAUUGAGUUUCAUCGCGAUCGUUGUGUCCAUCUCAUGGAUUUGAUGUCGAAGAGGAGGGUCAGUAACAGGAAAUGA
Molecule: messenger RNA, 2202 nt
Organism: Abrus precatorius (Indian licorice)
Lineage: Eukaryota; Viridiplantae; Streptophyta; Magnoliopsida; Fabales; Fabaceae
Product: COP1-interactive protein 1-like
Exons: 1
Coding region: 1-2202 (733 amino acids)
Molecular function (GO): actin binding
Source: RefSeq, a predicted model, not a curated record